Messenger RNA from Labeo rohita (rohu), 6911 nucleotides. RefSeq names its product NHS-like 1b (gene nhsl1b). The coding region runs from base 927 to 5627 and encodes 1566 amino acids. Lineage: Eukaryota; Metazoa; Chordata; Actinopteri; Cypriniformes; Cyprinidae. The transcript has 9 exons. The record is from RefSeq and is a predicted model, not a curated record. Gene Ontology annotation, biological process: cell differentiation.
UCAUAUUUCACCAGCACUCUAGUUGUUUGUAAUACUAAACUCUCAAUCCCACAGUCAGUGUAUGUGGGUGCUCUCUCUGGACAACUGUCACCAAGAGUUUAGGGGAACGCCUGCUCUGGAACUCUGUAAGACUGACUUAGAUUGCAUGCCCGUGUGCGUUGGCAAGUCCCAGGUGAGUGACAAACACCCUCGCGUACUCAGUCGUCAGGAAGAGUAUCCGGUGGUGGCUGCACUCAGCGUCAGGGAGAUAACAUGGUACAUGGCGACAGAAGCACCUGAUCUUAUUACCGGGUAAUGAAAAGGAAAAGGACAUCCGAGCUCAUCCAUCAUCAUUUAUGAAACUCACGCUGGUGAUGUCUUUCCAGGUGUGUUUUGACCAGUGUCACAUGGGUGUUGUUAAGAUAAUCACUGGUCUUCAUAACAGGAGCGGAAUGUUUAACCUUCUUGAGCCUGAAUUUCUUCAAGUGGAACUUUAAGUUUAAAGGUGUUUACAAAAAAACUGGUCUUUUUGUCAAAGUGGUGUGGCUUUUAAACUGCACUGUGUCUCCUGGUGGACGUCAAACCUCAGUCGGGGGAAGACCUGCGAUUUUCCAGCCUGCUGCUUGAGUUAAUUACUGCUUGUGGGUUGCAGUGUUCGCGUUGGGAUUUCCAGGAUUCACAGUGGAGGUUUUUUGCUAUCGGGUAGACAAAAAGACAGAAAAUUGUCAUCCAAAGACACCUGUGGAUAUGGACCAGUGAAUUCCAGUGACUUUCUUUUAUUCCGCUGGACCUCAUGGAUUUGAAAUGCAAUCGCUUUACAAUCUACAGGCGUGUACCAUGUGAUGUAGUUCCACUUUUGAUUCCCGACUUGUGAGGAAAGGUGCGUCGUGGGUUAACUCUUGUAAUUUUAAGUGACCUCGAUCUUAUCCACUAUUUUUAAAGAGGGUAUGAUGAGGGACAAGCGUUCUGGGUCUUUUACGAGGGACAGGGACAAGGCAGAAAAGCCUGCCCCGAUCUCCCGUGCUCUCAGCUGGCUGAGCGUGUCCUCGCUGUCACAGCAGACUCGUAAACUGUUCCGCAGCCAGAACAGCCUCCAUAGACACUCCCACACUCCACAUGGAGUGGAUGAAGAUGAAGAUGACUGGGUGUAUGAACCUCAGCACUAUAUAGCUGUAUCUAAUCUGGAUGAAGAGAAAAAGUGGACUGUGCACUACACGGCUCCAUGGCACCAGCAGGAGAAUGUCUUUCUGCCGGGCUCCAGACCGGCCUGUGUGGAAGACCUGCACCGCCAGGCCAAAGUGAACCUGAAAACAGCUCUCAGAGAAUGUGAUAAACUGAGGAAAGAUGGCUUCCGCAGCUCACAGUACUACUCACAGGGGCCCACCUUCUCAGGCUCCACAAACUCCCAACAUGAGGACGAGGAUAUCGAAGAUGAUGAUGCUGAUAGAAAGUCCAUAGCAUCUUCAGGAGAGGAAGAGAAAGACACCUGCCAAAUGAGAGCACAGAGUCCAGCGCAGGUGGAGGGAGUUGAGGUUGAUGGACAAAUGUCACGGUCCAAAGCUCCGCCCCUGCCCACUCCAGAGGAGAAGAUGAGGCAGCAGGCUCAGGCCGUUCUCACAGAUAUUGUCCCCAUCAAUGUCACAGGGGAGACGUUUGACAGGCAGGCCAGCAUCCGCCGCUCCCUAAUAAACACUGACACUCUGGUCCGCCGGCCCAAGAAGGUUAAGCGAAGAAAGACUAUUUCAGGGGUGCCUGACAGCGUCCAACUGGAACUAGCUGUUAAAGGGCGUGGAGGAGAGCUUCGGCCACAGUCCAUGUUUAUACCUGGACAGUAUUCAACACUUGGGCGAGUCAUAAAUGGGAAUUCAACUCUUCGUCGAUCUAUAACAAAAGAUUCUGGCUGCCAGACUGAGGAUGUGAAAAUCGUCCCACCCUCUGUGAGGAGAAUACGGGCUCAGAAGGGACAAGGAAUUGCCGCUCAGAUGGCCGGCAUCUCCACCUCUGCCAUGAACAUCUCUUCUGUUUCUGAUGGGACCUCCCCUGGAAAUUCAAUUGUUGUAAUGGCACCACAGUUUGGGAAUGACAUCCAGCGUUUUCACAGCUUGCCGCGAGGCGCACGGGUCUCUCUUAACGCAGAGCCCCUUUACAGUAGCACCCCUUUCAGACAAGAAGACUCCACUGCAAAACCAACUCAGCAGAUUGGAAAAUUACAAGUAGAUGAUACUGUGGUGCACAUGAGGAAUGCCCCAAGGGUAUGCACCCAAGCACGCCCAAAAUCUCAGGAGGUUAGAGGUACUCAAAGAGAGUGGGGAUCUGUUUCGGGACCAGCCUGUGUAGUUUCUCCACAUGCAGCCUACUCAACCUCCCUCAUACCUAAUGCUACUCUAUCAUGUUCUGCUGAGGUUAUCGCACUUCACACCACAUCAAGCCCUGGCCAGAGUCCACUUGCUGGGUCACCGUAUGCAAAAGCUAGACCUCUUAGCAUGGUCUCAACUGAGAGCACCAGCAGUGUAGGCACAAGAUCACACACACCAGAAGCUGGAGCGAAGGAUACCUGCAGUGAGACCGGCCAGUCCGAUAGCAGUUUGCACAGCCACAGCACUCUUGCCGCAGGAACACUGUCUUCGGAAGAGCAAUGGAUUUACGACACUCCUGAGAAUGUCUUGCCCAGAAGGACACUAUCUUCCAGCUGCUCAACACCCAUAAAUCAUCUCUACAGUAGCCUUGAACGCUCCUCAAAAGGCACAGACUCUAGUUCGCUCUACUCUAUGGACAACGACGGCUACUACACUUCCAUGCAUCUGGAUUCAGGCCUUCGGUCAAGGAGCCAGGGUAGCGGCCACGGUCAUGGCAUUGGAGGAAGAGCGGCAAGACACAGUAUGUACGAGUGCCUGGGUCAACAAGAAGACCGAAAUAGCUUGUACAGUGACAGGUCACUGUCCCGUUCCAUUUCUCUACGCAAGCCUAAGAAACCACCUCUUCCACCAGCACGCACAGACUCUCUGCGACGAAAGCCUAAGAAAAACAGCUCUCCCAGUGCCAAUAUUAACCAGUCUGCUAUCAGCAAUGGUUCUCUACUCAAUGAGUCGUUGAUUGCCACGCUGCAACAGUCACUUCAGAAUGGGCUGAAAGGCAAAGGCUCUUCCACCUCACCGUCUCACAGUCCUUGUAGUGACUACGAGGACCCCUGGAUGAUUCGUUCCAGGAGUCAGAGCAGCAUCAGUGCAGGCAGUAGUGGUGUAUCAGCUACAGGGAUGGCUCACGUGUACUCCAUUUGUCCCGUCACACCUUCUCAUAGUGACACUAGUAGCCUCCGUUCUGAUUAUGCAGACUCUUGGGGCUACUACAUGGAGUACCCUCGUCCAUCUGGAGAUCAGACACAGUCAGCAUGCACCAAUGCUGGACAAGUAGUUGAGAUGGCAAAUGGGAAAAGCCUCCACAGUGGUAACCAGGCUAAUCUUCCUCCUGCUCAGGAAGGAAGUGAUGUGUCUGUGAAGCCCAGAAUAGGCACCUCGUCACCGGAUAGGGUACAUCGGUUGACUUCUCCAUCAAGUGGAUACUCAAGUCAGUCCAACACUCCAACAGCUGGCACUCCCGUUCCUUCCUUCAUGAGAUGCAUGUCCCCAUCAGGCAAACCCAAACCUAGAGUGCCUGAAAGAAAAUCAUCCCUGCUUUCAUCUGUAUCCAUAUCCUCCUCUUCCACUUCUCUUUCCUCCAACACCUCUGAUUCCAACAGAAACAAUAUUCCUCAUCCACCUCCUCUUCCAGCUGGCCCUGUACCUUUUAAUUCUCAAUGCUUUCCUCCUCCCCUUCCACCCUCCGGCCCUGUUUGCACUAUAGACCAGAAAUUUCCUCCUCCACCACCUCCUUUACCCACAACCCCUAAUCAACAAGCAUCUAUGAGCCCUUCUUACAUCAAUUCCUCCCCUGAAUUUCCACCACCUCCACCUCCAGAAAUCUUGACUGACCUCAACAGAUCUUUCAGCCCUCCACCACCACCACCACUGCCUGCUUACUCUCCACCCCAAAAUCAACACCUACCCAGCUUGACACCACCUACACCUUCUUCUGCCUGCUUGAAGGAAAUUAAAGGCAGCCUAAAACCAGUGAACCUAGAAAGAAAACCAGUGUCGCCUCACUCUGAGGAGCCUAGUAAGAUGCCUCUCAUCACUCCUUUUGCCCUGCAGAGUGUGCAGCUUCGGCCAGCUAAAAGGCCAGAAAACAAUGGGGUCAGUCAGUUAGCCAAACCCCAAUCACCAGAGAAGCCUCAAAAACCAGAUCAUCCCACAGUUCCUCAGGGCAUCCCUUGCACACCUCCAAAUUUAAGGCCAUCUCCGGAGAAAAAACUCUCCAUCCAGCAUAGCCAGGAUAGCCAUGUUGAAACAAAACCUGACUGUGUAAUAUCACAUUCUGAACAGACAUCUUGCCUUACAAAUGGUUCCAUAGAUCUUGGUGAGGUUAAGGAUACAUCUGAAGUAGAUGGUCUUGAGACAACCCCAAACACUACACCCAAGAAGAAGCCUCCUCUGAUUUCCAAAAAACCCAAGUUUUCUCUCAUCUUUACCUCAGUGGAUCAUGUCAGUGAUUUACUGAAUGCUCAAAAUGACGAUAGCAUCUCUAUAACUACAUCUGAAGAUCUAGACUCCACACCUGUGCCAGAACAGGAAGAAAAAACUGAGAAGGAAAGCAUUGACAUUUCCACACCUCCUGAGGAGAUAAAAGACAUUUCUCCCACAGAUGGUGAAGCUCAGGAGUUUUCCCAGACUCCUGAUGCAGACAAGAGCGCCUCUGAAGCAGAGGAUGAAGAAAGAGAUGAUGAAGACGUAACCAGCAGCACAGGAUCUUUCGGCUCUAAAGAUGAUGAAAGCGGUGAAUUGUUUGACUCCAGCACGUUGGACGUCGCUCAGUCUCCCAGCAUUAACAGCGACAGUUGUAGGGACAUGGUGACCCCCACUCGGCCCCGCACAACAGAGGACCUCUUUGCUGCCAUUCACAGCCUGGACCAGUUGAACAUGAACACCCCCCAACAUAUGAGGUCAAAGCGGAAGGUCCUUGGGCGUAAGGAAUCCGAAGAGGACCGUUCACGAGCUCCUUCAUCCCCACCGGUCACCCCUACAGGAACGCCCCCCGCCUUGACUUCCCCCCUGCCACGGCAAACAGGCUCCAUCCAGCGCAGCCUGCGCAAAUCGGCGACCAGCAGCGACACCUUCAAGGCCCUCCUGCUAAAAAAAGGCAGUCGCUCCGAAACCAGCUUCCGCAUGUCUGCCGCGGAGAUGCUGCGCAGCACCGACCCACGCUUUCAUAGGACUCGCUCUCUCGACUCCUCAUUUGAUCCAGCAUCUCCAACAACCGAGAGCCCUUGUUCUUCACCGGGCCGCAACAAGAGGACGCCCGAGGAUUGGGCGCGCAACGAGGGAAUAUUUUCAACGUCGCCGUCGCUAAUCGGGCCGGAGUACGGCCGAUCUCGCACGCCACCCUCCGCCGCAAGCAGCAAGUAUAACGCACGCAGCCGGAUCCUCAGCAGCCCCAUGACUGUCAUUUGCGAGAGGGAUGGAGAACUCACCGACUGUGAAGACCCAUGUCCUGUUUCUCCAUUAAACAACUCUCAGGACUCUAACAGCACUUUAUGUGAGCAGAGCAGCAGUUAGGAGACCAAACGGCUCCUUGGCAAAGGCAGAAUGUCUUCUCGGCUCUCUUCGGAGGGAGGAAGACCAGGAGAGGCUGAACUCUAGAAGGUCUUGCCGCCCGCUAAUCCACACAGCACAGUCUGGCGUUGUAGUGUGGGCUAAGACUUACGGAUCUAGCAGUCAGUUCAAGCAGUAGACGAGACUGCUGUACUGUAGCUCUUCAGAAAAUAAGUAACCAAUCUAAUCCAAUUUGACCUUCUUUUUGGAGAGAGCUCCUCUUUCAGUGGCAAUACUAGACUUGUCUUUCCAAAGCUUACCAAUUACUUCUUUUGUUCAGAUUUUUAAUUCCAUUCUUCAGAAGUAACAGUCAGAUUUGUGUGAGUUUUUUUGGUGAAGGAGUUAACGAAAGUUGUAAUGAAGGAAUUACUAUGUGACUGCUUGUUUUGGUUGUAGUAGUUCAAGUUGAUGGAUGUUUUGUCACAUCUCAAACUUCACCGAGGCAGCUCUGUCGGCGCCUUACCGCUUGAGUACGCCGGUCUUCGAAGACCAGGAUAAAGAGCACAGAUUCCUACAAGAGACUAUCUUUCCAUACUGUUCGGACUGUCGGAAGUUUCUGGAAUUGGAAAGGAGUUGUGGGCCGAGGGAUUGGAGCAACGACGGCUUGUUUGUGGAAAUAAAUGUUUGGUUUUUGGUGUGUAGGUUUGCACUGUUCGUCUUUUAUUUGUCAUUUAAAAAGCAUUGUGUCUGUGUUGGUUAUUUUAAAGAGUUAAUUCUGACAUCUUACUUGAAACAAACGACCGGUUUACUUGUAAAUGUUUUGGUUACCAAAGAGCCAAACAGGACACUCGGGACACUAACUUGCUGUUUUUCAGCCUGAGUUCUGUUCUGUUAACAUCUAGUCAAAGUAACCGCUUAAUUACUAAUCUUCCUGUUUUCUUUUCUUGUGCAGUUUUAUAAUGUUUUUUUUUAUGUAUAUACCUACAGAAAUGUUAAGUAACACCUGAACUUAUUUUCAAAGAAUUUGUACAUUUUAGAAACCUUUGCUAGGAGUGGCUUCCUUUUGUAGAGUAUUUAUUUUAGAAUAGCCAGAAUGUGGUUUGAUAUACUGUAGUUGGAGGUGGGCUUUUUUUGGGAGGAAGGUGAAUGAGGUGAGAGUCUUUAAAUUCAGAUUCAAUUCUGUUUGUUUCUUCACCCUUGGAAAAGCGAAUCAGAAAAGCAGACGGAAAAACGCCGGUAAAGAGGAAGCAAGCUGCUAACCCUCUAGAGUAUGUCUCUGUAAUAAAACAUGGUGAUAUUUAAAAAUUG